AUGGCGGUGAGCUGGUCUCCUCUUACUAUGCAUAUUCCCAAGGUUGAGGGGAACUUCAUUCCCAUGUGUCAGAUCGAAGUGAUGGCUUUAGAAGCCAUCAAUGGAGGUCAUCCCAAAAUUAUGUUAUAUGCUGCCAGACAAUCGAUUACCACAAACUCAAGUAUUUUAGAGACAGUUCAUGAUUCUUCUCCCAAUGUUACCACCAUUUUGAUUGUCCUUAUGGCCGUCGUUCCUUCACCCGAAAACCCAUACAGAGUCAUUGAGGUCGCCUUCAAAUCGGUUACGAACAAUCCCAUAUUUUUCGAUAUCAAAGGCAUCGUUUUUGCGCUUCAAAAAAUCAAAGAGAAAGCUCAUAAGGAUGGCCAGAAGAAGAACGAAGAGACCAUUUCAAGUGUGGCUGUUGAGAUUAAGUCUAUGAUUGAUGAAUUGAAGUCCAAAUUUGAUAAAGAUAGACAAGGUUUUUCUAAAGCAUUUUCGAAGAGCUCAAAAGAGUUUGAGAAUUGUUUGAAAAAGGAAACUUCCAAGUUCCAAACACUUUGUCAGCAAUUUUGCAAGGAAAAAGAAAUCUAUUUGCAGCUGUCAGAUACCAUUUCCAAGUUUGAAGAAGAGAAGGAAAGGCUUUUAAAGCGAUUUGAACAAAUGAGGAAGAAAGAAAAGAGUAUGAUGUCAGAACAUGAGAAAGCUUGCGGAGAUAAAAUUACUCGAUUGGAGGAGUCUCUGAAAAGGAAAACUCAGGAUGACAAAACUUUCAGAAUUUUGAGGAAAACUUUGGGUUCCCUUUUUGAGAAUGCCUCGGAUGAGGAUUUCCCACCUAAUGAUUAA
Humulus lupulus (European hop) is the source of this 822-nucleotide messenger RNA. RefSeq lists its product as uncharacterized. The transcript has 8 exons. The record is from RefSeq and is a predicted model, not a curated record. NCBI's taxonomy places the organism in Eukaryota, Viridiplantae, Streptophyta, Magnoliopsida, Rosales, Cannabaceae. Bases 1 to 822 code for a protein of 273 amino acids.